Pristis pectinata (smalltooth sawfish) is the source of this 3600-nucleotide messenger RNA. RefSeq names its product short transient receptor potential channel 3-like. Gene Ontology annotation, biological process: regulation of cytosolic calcium ion concentration; manganese ion transport; calcium ion transmembrane transport. The record is from RefSeq and is a predicted model, not a curated record. The transcript has 13 exons. Gene Ontology annotation, molecular function: protein binding; inositol 1,4,5 trisphosphate binding; store-operated calcium channel activity. Bases 113 to 2899 code for a protein of 928 amino acids. Gene Ontology annotation, cellular component: cation channel complex; membrane. Lineage: Eukaryota; Metazoa; Chordata; Chondrichthyes; Rhinopristiformes; Pristidae.
CAGCUCUAGGAGAAAUCCCACUGCAGCGGGGUACAAUGAGCUGCGGCGGCCCACUGAAACGUGAUUAAUUCUACUUUCUAUAUAUACCGGUGUGAACUACUAUUCCGCCUGAAUGUCAGAAGAAGAUAGAAGGUGCCAGGUUCAGACAACGGUGUCCUUCCAUGAAGAAGAAAACAGACGGGACUGGAAAGAGGAGAACGGAGACCUGGGUUCGCAUCAUUACAACCCAAAAGCACGGGACAAGAGUCUAUAUGGAUACCAGAAAACCAUGCAAAGUGUCAGUAACCCAUCAGUAAUGCAGCGGAGAAUGACGGUGCUCAGGGAGAAAGGAAGGAGACAGGCUGUGCGGGGCCCAGCAUUCAUGUUCAAUGACAGGGGAACGAGUUUAACCCCAGAAGAGGAACGUUUUUUGGAUGCAGCCGAAUAUGGGAACAUCCCUGUUGUCCGGAGAAUGCUGGAGGAGAACAAGUCACUGAAUGUUAAUUGUGUUGAUUACAUGGGACAAAAUGCCCUCCAACUAGCAGUUGGAAAUGAACAUUUGGAAGUAACAGAGCUUCUUCUGAAGAGGGAUAACCUGGCUCGAAUUGGAGAUGCAUUAUUACUUGCUAUCAGUAAGGGUUACAUACGAAUUGUGGAAGCAAUUUUGAAUCACUCUGGAUUUGAGCCCAGUAACCGUCUGACCCUUAGCCCAUGUGAACAAGAAUCGCAGGAUGAUGAUUUUUACGCCUAUGAUGAAGAUGGCACCAGAUUUUCUCCAGACAUCACCCCAAUCAUAUUGGCAGCUCACUGCCAGAAAUAUGAAGUGGUGCACAUGUUGCUGAUGAAGGGAGCACGGAUUGAGAAACCCCAUGACUAUUUCUGCAAAUGUAAUGAAUGUGUGGAGAAGCAAAAGCAUGAUUCCUUUAGCCACUCCAGAUCCAGGAUCAAUGCAUACAAAGGAUUAGCAAGCCCUGCCUAUUUGUCAUUGUCUAGUGAAGAUCCAGUACAUACUGCACUGGAGCUUAGUAAUGAAUUAGCUAAGUUGGCAAAUAUUGAAAAAGAAUUUAAGCUUAAAAACAAGAAAAUUGAAUUGGUAAAGGGUCCACACAAGGUGACAUCAUCGAAUGACUACCGCAAGCUAUCUAUGCAAUGCAAGGACUUUGUCGUUGGUGUUCUUGACCUGUGCCGAGACAGUGAGGAAGUUGAAGCUAUUUUGAAUGGUGAUGUGGAAGCUGAUCAAGAUGAAGGACACCACGGUCAAAGAGCGGGUUUGACCCGUGUCAAACUGGCCAUUAAAUAUGAAGUCAAAAAGUUUGUAGCCCACCCAAAUUGCCAGCAGCAGCUACUCACAAUAUGGUAUGAAAACCUCUCAGGAUUACGGGAGCAACCCAUCACCAUGAAAUGCCUUGUGGUGCUCAUUAUUGCAAUUGGACUCCCAUUUCUUGCAAUUGGCUAUUGGAUUGCACCAUGUAGCAAGCUGGGGAAGAUUCUAAGAAGUCCCUUCAUGAAGUUUGUGAUGCAUGCAGCAUCCUUCAUCAUCUUUCUGUGUUUACUAGUAUUUAAUGCCUCUGAUAGAUUUGAAGGCAUCAAAACCUUACCCAAUGUCACAGUUUUGGAUUAUCCCGAACAAGUCUUCAGAAUGAAAACCACCAUGUUUACUUGGACGGAAAUGCUAAUUAUGGUGUGGAUACUAGGCAUGAUGUGGACAGAAUGUAAGGAAAUCUGGACAGAAGGGCCACGGGAGUACAUUUUCCAAAUGUGGAAUCUUCUAGAUUUUGGAAUGCUAUCAAUUUUUAUAGCUGCAUUCACAGCAAGAUUCCUGGCAUUUCUGGAAGCUUCAAAAGCACAGCAGUUUGUAGAUGAACUUGUUAAGGAAAAUAACCUGUCGCUUGUGCCACUGCCACCAGAAGUGGAGUACUACACGUAUGCCAGAGAUAGAUGGGUUCCCUCUGAUCCUCAGAUCAUUUCUGAAGGCCUCUAUGCAAUAGCUGUUGUCCUUAGUUUUUCACGAAUCGCUUAUAUCCUACCUGCAAAUGAAAGUUUUGGUCCAUUACAAAUUUCCCUUGGAAGGACUGUGAAAGAUAUAUUCAAAUUCAUGGUCAUUUUUAUAAUGGUGUUUCUUGCUUUCAUGAUUGGGAUGUUUAUCCUAUAUUCCUACUACCUUGGUGCAAAAGUGAAUCCAGCUUUCACAACAGUUGAAGAAAGUUUCAAGACGCUAUUCUGGUCAAUCUUUGGCUUGUCUGAAGUUUCUUCUGUUGUCCUCAAAUAUGACCACAAGUUCAUUGAGAACAUUGGAUAUGUCUUAUAUGGAAUAUACAAUGUCACUAUGGUAGUGGUUUUGCUCAACAUGCUGAUUGCCAUGAUCAAUAGCUCAUAUCAGGAAAUUGAGGAUGAUGCAGAUGUGGAAUGGAAAUUUGCCCGUUCAAAGCUGUGGAUGUUCUAUUUUGACCACGGGAAAACACUGCCCCCUCCAUUCAGUCUUGUGCCUACUCCAAAGUCAUGCAUCAGUUUGAUAGUAAGAAUCAAAAACUGUCUCCUUGGCCUGUUCAAAUGCAGAAGGAAAAGACUUAAGAAAGACGUAGAAAUUGGAAUGAUGAAUUCAAAGUCCAGGCUAAAUCUGUUUGCACAGUCUAAUCUAAGGAUUUCAGAAACUCAAAGUUUCAACAGCAUUAUAAACCAACCAACUAGAUAUCAGCAAAUAAUGAAGCGACUGAUUAAACGGUAUGUCUUGAAAGCACAAGUUGAUAAAGAAAACGAUGAGGUUAAUGAAGGUGAACUGAAAGAAAUCAAACAGGAUAUCUCAAGCCUUCGAUAUGAACUUCUAGAAGACAAGUCUCAAGCAACUGAGGAGCUGGCUUUCCUCAUUCAAAAGCUUGGUGAAAAGCUUAAUACCUGUCUGUCAAAACAAAAACAUCAGUGAUUAAGUCGGAAUAUUGAAAACUGAUCAAUAUUUGGGAAUAUGAAACAGCACAACUUACGGCAAUAAUGUUUAUGAAUAAAAAAAAUUGGGAGUUAGCAUAUUGUGUACUUAGCAUCUCUAGAGUAUAAUAGUUAAUGAAUAUAUUAUUAAUAAACACAAUUCAUGUAGUUCAGUGAGAAAUACUUUGUCCUUACAAUUACCUAAAGUUCAUAUAGUUGCUGUCAUUACUGAAGGAUUAUAAUGCAGAAUGAACAGUGUUCUCAUUUAUAGCUUUCUGAAAGACUUAUGAACUGUUUUGUAAGAAUAUCGGAAAUUGUCAGCUACGUUACUUAUACCAAUAUUGCAAAAUUAAUUUAGCCAGGUAUGAGUUACACAUAGCUUAUCCAAUCUUUUAUUAUAUUUAUUGGUCUUUGAUACCAAUAGAGUGAUACUUUACGCAGAAUAUCAGUGUCUGCUAUUUACUGUUAGAUAUAAGACAGAUUAAAUUAAUUUACCAUUCAUUGACAGCCACUUUUAAUAAUAAUUCAAGUCAAUUACAUAUAAUAUCCAGGUUAUUUGAAACUUCCAUCUGGCAUAGAAGUGGGAGCAUUUGGCCCAUCAUGCCUCUUUGAAAGAGUUAUUCAAUUAGUGCCACUCCUCUGCUCUUAUAGCUGCAGAGUCUUUUUUCAAAUAUAUAUCAAAACCUUUUAUAAUCUGUAUGA